Mus caroli (Ryukyu mouse) is the source of this 2228-nucleotide messenger RNA. It is a transcript of the gene Pdk3, whose product is annotated as pyruvate dehydrogenase kinase 3. Gene Ontology annotation, cellular component: mitochondrion. Gene Ontology annotation, biological process: protein phosphorylation; regulation of glucose metabolic process. The record is from RefSeq and is a predicted model, not a curated record. Lineage: Eukaryota; Metazoa; Chordata; Mammalia; Rodentia; Muridae. Gene Ontology annotation, molecular function: pyruvate dehydrogenase (acetyl-transferring) kinase activity.
UGGAAGCAUAGGACCGCACGGGACAAUUUAAAGCUGAGGAGUCAGCAGAUCUGAGGAGGGCCUUCCGGAAGAGGGGCCUCGGGUUGGGGAGGUCUAGAGCAGCCCUAAAAAUAGUUCAGGCGUGGGCUCCCAGUGGCCUUCAAGUCUCGGUGCACUUCUCAAGACUUGAUCCGGGGCGGGACCGGCAGCAAGGGAGCAGGCUGGUGGCAGCCCGAGACCCAGGAGGUGCAGGCGAGCAGCUGCGGGCGCCAAGGCCAAGCCCCAGGUUGAGGUAAAGCCCCGCCGGCGCCGCCUCCUCCUCGCGGCUAGGCGGCGGUGACCGCCUCGGCUCCGGUCCCGGACGGCUCGGCGGAUCUGCACACUGCUCUGGUGAGGAUGCGGCUCUUCUACUGGCUGCUCAAGCAGCCGGUCCCCAAGCAGAUCGAGCGCUACUCCCGCUUCUCCCCGUCGCCACUCUCUAUCAAACAGUUCCUGGACUUCGGAAGGGAUAAUGCAUGUGAAAAAACUUCAUAUAUGUUUCUGCGCAAGGAACUUCCUGUGCGACUGGCUAACACCAUGAGAGAGGUUAAUCUCUUGCCGGAUAACUUGUUGAACCGCCCUUCCGUGGGAUUAGUUCAGAGUUGGUACAUGCAGAGCUUCCUUGAACUUUUAGAAUAUGAAAACAAGAGCCCAGAAGACCCACGAGUUUUGGAUAACUUUCUCAACGUUCUGAUAAAUAUCAGAAACAGACACAAUGAUGUUGUUCCUACAAUGGCCCAAGGCGUGAUUGAGUACAAGGAAAAGUUCGGGUUUGAUCCGUUCAUUAGCAGUAACAUUCAAUAUUUCCUGGAUCGGUUUUAUACCAACCGCAUUUCUUUCCGCAUGCUUAUUAACCAGCACACACUUCUGUUUGGUGGUGACACUAACCCUGCUCAUCCGAAACAUAUAGGGAGUAUCGACCCCACCUGUAAUGUAGCUGAUGUGGUUAAAGAUGCAUAUGAAACAGCCAAGAUGCUUUGUGAACAGUAUUACCUGGUAGCUCCAGAGCUAGAAGUUGAAGAAUUCAAUGCCAAAGCGCCAAACAAACCCAUUCAGGUAGUUUAUGUGCCGUCACAUCUGUUUCACAUGCUAUUUGAGCUGUUCAAGAACUCGAUGAGGGCGACAGUUGAACUACAUGAAGAUAAAAAAGAAGGCUACCCAGCUGUUAAAACUCUCGUUACUCUGGGUAAAGAAGACUUGUCCAUUAAGAUAAGUGACCUAGGUGGUGGAGUCCCGCUUCGAAAAAUAGACCGUCUUUUUAACUACAUGUACUCAACUGCUCCUCGUCCCAGCCUGGAGCCUACAAGAGCGGCGCCCUUGGCUGGAUUUGGUUAUGGCUUGCCAAUUUCUCGUCUGUAUGCCAGAUAUUUUCAGGGAGAUCUAAAACUGUAUUCCAUGGAAGGAGUGGGUACCGAUGCAGUCAUUUAUUUGAAGGCCCUUUCAAGUGAAUCCUUUGAGAGGCUGCCAGUUUUCAAUAAGUCUGCAUGGCGCCAUUACAAGACCACUCCUGAAGCUGAUGACUGGAGCAAUCCCAGCAGUGAACCAAGGGAUGCAUCAAAAUACAAGGCUAAACAGGACAAGAUCAAGAGUAAUAGAACUUUCUAGAAAGCUGAGUGCUGUCUCUGAAGUCUCUGAAGAAAGAAUACCUUCUGCAAGUCAACCAGAGACUUCUACCAACUCUUAACUGUGGCACCAUUGUUAUCCUAAUGUUUAGUUGCUUUCUUUAUAAUGGCUCACUAUGUCCAUGGACCCCUUCCCAUAGUCGUUCCCAUGGUAUCUUCCACUAAAGCUUGAGCAAUUUUUCAUUGUGUCUUGCUGUGGCAUCAUUAGCACCCGUCACAAAAGAGUACAGAACAUCCUAGCGCUCUUGUACCCUGUGUUCCAUAUCUUGUUAUGGAGUUUAGUGUCUGAAGUCUUCCCAGCAUUCUGAGCUCAUUCCAGAUACAAACCUCCAGCUACGGCUUGGGCAGUGGGACUCAUCAGUGGAGCUCAUCUUGAAAACUCAGUACCAGGGUUCCUCCUGUCCCAUCCAUAUACAUCACCCUUCACUCUCUGAUUUGGACCUUUGUGCCCCCUUCAGCUGGCUGGGUUCUCAUUAUGAGGUGUGGUACUUGGAUGUUAGAACCUGUCCAUCUGUAUCAAUUUUAUUUUAAAGUUCAUUUGCUUACUUCUGUUCCAUUGAUUAAAGCACUCUAAACAUUGUCUUGGAA